AUGUCCUUGUUUCCACGACAGGAGCACCACCGGACCACCAGCUCCAGCUCCAGCAACAGCAACAGCAACGGACCUGGGCCACCACCACCACCACCACCACCACCACCACCCCUCGCCGCACCCGCACCCGCAUCUGCAUCUGCACCACCACCCGCAACCAGGCCCGCCGCCGCUAUCGCCCCAGCUAUCUCUACCUCUGCCUCUGCCACUGGCACGGACGCCGCUGCCCCUCCUACCCCGAAGCAAUGCAGCUGCCGCGCUAGCAAGCAGCUCAUCCCGCCAAAAGAGUCACAGCUGCGCUUUCACUCUACUUCGACAUUGCCCACCGCUGUCAUGGCUGAGCCAAAGUGGCCCGGCGCCGUUGUGCGCAAGACUUUCCUCGAGUUCUUCGAGAAGAGGGGCCACACGAUCGUGCCGUCUUCCUCCGUCGUCCCUCACAAUGACCCCACCUUGCUCUUCACCAAUGCGGGCAUGAACCAAUUUAAGCCCAUCUUCCUCGGAACGAUCUCAAAGUCGGAUCCCAUGUACCCUCUCAAGCGUGCGACCGACUCCCAGAAGUGCAUUCGCGCUGGUGGCAAGCACAACGAUCUCGACGAUGUCGGCAAGGACAGCUACCACCACACAUUCUUCGAGAUGCUGGGCAACUGGUCCUUUGGAGAUUACUUCAAGAAGGAGGCCAUUGAGAUGUCAUGGGAGCUCUUGACCAAGGUCUAUGGUCUGGACCCUGCCCGCCUGUACGUCUCCUACUUUGAGGGUAACCCUGAGAUGGGUCUCGAGCCCGAUCUAGAGGCCAAGAGCUUGUGGCAAUCCGUUGGUGUCCCCGACGACCACAUCUUGCCUGGCAACAUGAAGGACAACUUCUGGGAGAUGGGUGACCAAGGCCCUUGCGGUCCUUGCAGUGAGGUUCACUACGACAAGGUCGGCGGCGGUCGCAACGCCGCUCACUUGGUGAACGAGGAUGACCCGAUGGUCGUGGAGAUCUGGAACAACGUUUUCAUCCAAUACGAUCGCCAGGCUGAUAAGUCACUUAAGUCUCUCCCCGCCAAGCACGUCGAUACUGGCAUGGGUUUCGAGCGUCUCGUCUCUGCGCUCCAGGAUACUGUUUCCAACUACGCCACCGAUAUCUUCACACCCCUCUUCAAGAGAAUUGAGGAAGUUACUGGCGCCAGGCCCUACACUGACAAGUAUGGAGCCGAUGACGCCGACGGAAUCGACACUGCCUACCGUGUCAUUGCCGACCACAUCCGUCUUUUGACCUUCUCCAUGUCCGAUGGCGCUGUCCCCAACAAUGACGGCCGCGGAUAUGUCCUCCGCAGAGUGCUCCGCCGCGGUGUUCGCUACGCGCGCAAGUACUUCAACGCCGAGAUUGGAUCCUUCUUCUCCAAGAUUCUCCCUGCUCUUGUCGACCAAAUGGGUGAACAGUUCCCCGAGAUUGUCAAGAAGCAGCAGGAUAUCGUUGAGAUCCUUGACGAGGAAGAAGCGGCCUUUGCCCGUACACUUGACCGUGGCGAGGCUCAAUUCGAGAAGUUCGCCAACGCUGCCAUCAAGAAGGGCGAGAAGAAGCUCACUGGUGCCGAGGUUUGGAGACUUUACGACACCUUCGGAUUCCCCGUCGAUCUCACAAAGCUGAUGGCUGAGGAGCGCAAGCUCGAUAUCGACGACGAGGAGGUCAAGGUUGCCCAGGAGAAGGCCCGCGAGGCUAGCAAGGUCGUCAAGAACGCUGCCCAGACUUUUGCGAAGCUGAAUGUCCAUCAAAUCGCUGAGCUUGAGCAGCAGCUCAACAUCGCGAGAACGGACGAUGAGGCUAAGUUCGUCAAGGGCGACUCAAAGGCCAAGGUGCAGCUGAUCUACGACGGCAAGGGUUUCAUCAAGUCAACUGAGGGUAUCGCCGAGAACACUCCCUUGGGUCUGUUGCUGGACAAGACCAACUUCUAUGCUGAGUCUGGUGGUCAGGUCGCCGAUUCUGGUCGCAUCGUCAUUGAUGGUGUCGCCGAGUUUAAGGUUCUCGAUGUUCAGAACUUUGGUGGCUACAUUGUUCACAGUGGUUAUCUUGAGGACGGCAACUUGUCCUCUGGCAACGAAGUCAUCUGCGAGUACGAUGAGCUGAGAAGAUCGCCCAUCCGCAACAACCACACUGGCACCCACAUCCUCAACCACUCCCUCCGGGAAGUUCUCGGCGACGACAUCAACCAGAAGGGCUCUCUGGUCGACAACGAGAAGCUGCGUUUCGACUUCUCCCACAAGACGGGUGUGACUAUUCCCGAGCUCAAGAAGAUUGAGGACUUCUCUAACGCCUACAUCCGCCAAAAUGGCAAGAUUUACUCAAAGGAGGUAGACCUCGAUCUUGCCAAGGGAAUUGAGGGUGUUCGUGCCGUCUUUGGCGAGACAUACCCCAACCCUGUUCGUGUUGUGUCUGUCGGCGUUGAUGUUGACACCCUCCUCGCAAACCCCAAGAACGCAGAGUGGCGCAAGGUCAGCGUGGAGUUCUGCGGAGGUACUCACGUUGAGCAGACCGGCCUCAUCAAGGACCUUGUCAUCGUUGAGGAAAGCGGUAUUGCCAAAGGUAUCCGUCGCAUCAUCGCCUACACUGGCGAUGCUGCUCACCAGGUGCAACGCGAGGCUGCCGAGUUCUCUAAGCGUCUCGAUGCACUUGAGGCACUUGCCUUUGGCCCCGAGAAGGAGCAGGAGAUCAAGUCGACCCAGCAUGCUCUCAACCAAUUGACCAUCUCGACUCUCACCAAGGAGGACAUCAAGAAGCGCUUCGACAAGAUUGUCAAGUCCGUCACCGAUGAGCAGAAGAAGCGCCAAAAGGCCGAGUCCAAGACUGCGCUCGACACCGUUGCUGCGCAUUUCGAGAAGAACAAGGACUCCAAGUGGUUUGUUGGUCAGCUCCCGAUCUCCGCCAACGCCAAGGCUAUUGGCGAAGUUGUCAAGCACUUCCAGUCCAAGGACAAGGAGCGCUCUGUCUACCUGUUUGGUGGAAGCAAGAACGAGGGUGCCGUUGCCCACGGCGUUUACGUUGGCACUCACCUGUCCUCACAAGGCGUUACUGCCGAGCAGUGGGCUUCUCAGGUCAGUGGAGUCAUCGGAGGCAAGUCUGGCGGCAAGGAGCCUACCCGCCAAGGACAGGGUACCAACGCCGAGAAGUUGGACGAGGCUGUUGCCGAGGCAGAGAAGUGGCUGAAGGAGAAGCUCAACAUUUGA
Colletotrichum costaricense is the source of this 3204-nucleotide messenger RNA. RefSeq names its product tRNA synthetase class II. Lineage: Eukaryota; Fungi; Ascomycota; Sordariomycetes; Glomerellales; Glomerellaceae. Gene Ontology annotation, molecular function: aminoacyl-tRNA deacylase activity; nucleic acid binding; ATP binding. The transcript has 5 exons. Gene Ontology annotation, cellular component: mitochondrion; cytoplasm. Gene Ontology annotation, biological process: alanyl-tRNA aminoacylation. Bases 1 to 3204 code for a protein of 1067 amino acids. The record is from RefSeq and is a predicted model, not a curated record.